UCCGAAUUGUGUUCACAACGUUCAAGCUUUGUGUUGUCCACAAAUGAAAAAAGGAGAAUGUUCAAAGCUAAAUAUAAUGGGAAGGUCCGUCCACUUUGCAGCUCAGCUGCCUUUGUCCAUUCCAAACUUAUAGUCUGUACUCUUCAUCUUCCAAUGAGUGGAGAUAGACAGAUUGAUCCAACAGUCGUUCAUCCAUCCAUUGCCCUUCUGCAAGAAAGGUUCAGACAGUUGGAGAGAGCCAAGGAGAUGAGGCAGGAGAAAGAGCUCUUACCGAUGUUGCCUGAAUCAAGGUAGAUCAAUGCAGCUAUAUCUUAGUGCCAUCUAGAUCGCUUUUCCACCCUGAACUCAUGCUUUCACAGCUGCCUCUUCGGUGUACACUCGAAAGAGAAGCCAGUAUGCAGAGCAGGAAUACCCAAGUUCAGGCCAUUCAGACUCCACUAUUGGAGCAUUUAUAGUCCAGAGACAGUGUCAUGUGCACAACUUACCAUGAUGAUAUUUCAGAUGUUGAUACUUCGCU
Rubroshorea leprosula is the source of this 517-nucleotide messenger RNA. The record is from the annotation of a GenBank genome assembly. Lineage: Eukaryota; Viridiplantae; Streptophyta; Magnoliopsida; Malvales; Dipterocarpaceae.